AAAGAGAGGAUGGAUGCAUGAAUGCAUGGACUGAUGAGUGGAUGCAUGGAUGUAUGGAAACCGGCUACAGCAGGUGUGUUUUGUGCAUGUCUCAGUGGUCCGUUCUUCAGCUGGUCGCUGUAUUCAGGACCGUCGCUACGGACUUUACGUAAGAUGUUGCGCUGGGUGCAGCAUCCGUCCCUCUGUACGGCCACGACGCGCACGAGCUGCCUGCAUACACUUACAAAAAUGCGCCAGUAGGUUUCUAUCCCGGAUAAUCAAAUUACAUUCGAUUUUCACACUUUACAGCGAGCGACUGCAUCGUUUUUGUUCCAGCGGUGGUAUGAUCUGUUAACUAUAUAUUCACCGUCAUUCACCGUGUCCGCGCGCACUGACGCGCUCCGGAUCUGUGAGAGACACCGAAUCAACGGGGGGAAAAUCAUUAGAAGAAGAUUCGUCGAGGAGAAAGGAAAAGGUUUAAUAAGUUUCCAUAUGGUUAUGAUGUGCAUGAUUCAUUAGAAGAGGAUCCGGAUGAUGUGAUGGAUGCAUGAGAGGAGAACGUAAGCAAGGCCAGUGCUGACUGUGAUGAUUCUGAUGGCAAGCAGAAGACUCCCGUAGCAGCAUCCAGUGCUGUUGACAACUGUGUGGAUUACACUUUGAUACCUGAUUCCACAAGUUAAUCGUAAAAAAGAAAGGGGCAGGACAUGACUCAGUUGCCAUGCAGGCUGCUAUGGUAACAGUCCUUUUCAGCCCCUCCCCCCUCAUCUGGUUGGUCCAACUGUUGUUGUGGCCACACCUCCUUGGGCCUAGAUUGGCUGAAGCCAGUCCCGCCUGCCCUGCUCUCUGUAGCUGUUCCAACCAAGCCAGUCGAGUGAUCUGUACCAGAAAAGGCUUGAACGAAGUUCCACAGAGUAUCUCGUCCAAUACUCGAUACCUCAACCUCCAGGAGAACACCAUACAGGUGAUCAGGUCAGACACCUUCAAGCACCUAAAUCAUCUGGAAAUUUUACAGUUGUCUAAGAACCAGAUUCGUCAUAUAGAAGUGGGAGCUUUCAAUGGCCUUCCCAAUCUUAUCACCCUGGAGCUUUUUGACAAUAGACUGCCACUGGUACCAUCACAGGCGUUUGAGUACCUGAGCAAGCUGCGUGAACUCUGGCUAAGGAACAACCCCAUAGAGACACUCCCAGCGUACGCUUUCCACCGUGUGCCGUCACUGCGAUGGUUAGACCUUGGCGAGCUGCGCAAACUCAGUUUCAUCUCGGAGGCUGCAUUCGAGGGGCUGCUGAACCUACGUUUCCUGAAUCUAGGCAUGUGUGGGCUUAAGGAUGUACCCAACUUGACGCCUCUCGUGCGGCUAGAGGAAUUGGAGCUGUCAGGAAACCAACUGGGUGUGGUGCGUCCUGGAUCUUUCCAAGGCCUUGUGUCUCUUCGCAAACUGUGGCUCAUGCACUCUCAGAUCUCCGUCAUUGAGAGGAAUGCCUUUGAUGACCUCAAGAACCUGGAGGAGCUCAAUCUGUCCCAUAACUCUCUGCAUUCGUUGCCCCAUGAUCUCUUCACUCCACUGCAACAGUUAGAGCGCGUCCAUCUGAACCACAACCCUUGGGUUUGCAACUGUGAUGUUCUGUGGUUGAGCUGGUGGCUUAAAGAAACUGUUCCUGAUAACUCCACUUGUUGUGCACGUUGCCAUGCCCCACCGGGUACUAAGGGCAGGUACAUUGGUGACCUCGAGCAGCGAGACUUCACCUGCUAUGCACCUGUGAUUGUGGAGCCACCCACUGACCUGAAUGUGACAGAGGGAAUGGCAGCGGAGCUGAAAUGCCGCACUGGGACAUCCAUGACUUCUGUUAAUUGGUUGACCCCCAAUGGAACCUUGAUGACCCAUGGAGCCUACAAGGUCCGGAUCUCAGUCCUACAUGAUGGAACCCUGAAUUUCACCAACGUGACCAUGCAAGACACAGGACCGUACACCUGUAUGGUCACCAACUCUGCUGGCAACACCACAGCAACUGCUGUGUUGAACGUCUCUGCAUCUGACCCAGGCAACGGCUACAGCUACUUCACAACUGUUACCGUUGAAACCCUAGAGACUGGGCAAGAUGGCCACGAUUCAGCACGGCAGUUCGUCAAUGAGACGUUCAUUAGUAUUCCAGGGCCGACGGCUGCAUCUGCAUCAACAGGUCCCACUGGUUCAAUGCUGUCCUCCUUGUCACCGCGAGCUACGCGUGCACCCGAUCACCCUUUCACGGUCUCCAUCACGGACAUCGCCAACCUCUCAGGUCUUGAGGACGUAAUGAAGACGACCAAGAUCAUCAUCGGUUGCUUUGUGGCCAUCACCUUCAUGGCGGCCGUGAUGCUGGUCGUCUUCUACAAGCUUCGCAAGCAGCACCAACUGCACAAACACCACGGCCCGGCAUGCGCCAUUGAGAUCAUAAACGUUGAAGAUGAGAUAGGAUCUUCUGGUGGGGCUAGUGGCAUCACGGGAGGGAGCACCAUCCACACAGGUGCAGGAUCUGGUGGAGGAAGCGGGCAGAGUCCGAGGAAUCAUGACCCUGAGAUCAUGACCCUACCGAGUGUUGGGCAAGCGGACCACCUGAACCACUACUACAAAACGCACCACUUUAACAACAACAUACUGGGCUUGAACAUGGUUUCUGGAAUGCUCAACAACAAACCCAACCCUUCCUCCCAAAAUCAGGCUUCGACCAUGAAAAUGGGGAUUUCCAGUGACCCCUCCAACCCUGGCUCGACCUCACCUCCCCUACCAAUUCCCAUCCCAAUGGCGAUGACUUUCCAUGGAACUUUGAAAGGCCUUAGUCACGUUCCCAAUUUGCAGACUGAGCCGCUGUUGCUAUCGAAUGGCUCCAAGGAGAGCGUUCAGGAAACCCAGAUCUGAUUACCCUCGCAUACACAUGCACACGCAGGAAGGGAAGUAGACUGGUUUUAAACCAGUGUGACUGUCAAGUCUUUGCAGUCUUGGACAUUAUGGAACUCCAUCCCUUUCCGACAGAUUCUAUGGAAUAUUCCACUCAAUGAACAAAAAGACAGGCUUUUACUGAUGAAGUGGACAUGGCACUACUGAGUACAUAUGUGCCAAAGCAAGCGUCUUUUUUGCAGUUCUUAUGAGUUGUGUCCACGUAUAAAAAAUAUAGUCUAUAUUAAAGUAGUGUAAUUACUUAAGUGUUGGUUUGCCACAGUCCAGCGACACCGAGUACACACAUCGAUGUACAACAGCUAACAGACCUGUAUAAAAGCAUACACACAUUUACACUUCCCAGAGGUUGACAUCAUUAUUCAUCAUACUCACCUCAGUAGGUAGUGUACCUGUGUGUGUGUGUGUGUGUGUGUGUGUGUGUGUGUGUGUGUGUAAGGGACAGUAUUAACUGAGACUAAUUCAAAAAUAAAGACUUAAACUGCUGUGAUCCAGAACACAUGCUCAUGCUCACUCUGCUUCAUGAUGACAUUCUGAAUCUAGCACAAGUGAGGAUCAGUUCAUAAGCUCAGAAAUCUGAACUCUAAAAGACACCAGUUUCAAGGUGACAUACACUUUCAUCAUCCCUAGAGGAGAGGGCAGAGAGAAGAAGUCUUUCCAUGUGAACAAUAAGAGUACUUGGCUGCUCUCCUCUGCAAAGGUAAAACAGCACCUGCCGACAAGCCGCUGUAGUGCAAACUCUCUGUGCAGAUCUGCGUUUGAAGAGAUCUUGAGUGUCAUAUGUUUGUAUUUUUCGCCUGAAUUGAAGAGUAACAACAGUGUGUAAGGGCUAUUUCACUGGCAUUUGAUGUGUGCAGAACGUGUCUGGACUUAAAGUCAACAUGAAACACCAUUCGCAACCCAUUUAACUUCUGUAGUAUUUCUAUGUGAAACAGGAUAUUCAUUGGACGCAGGGCGGGUCUUGACUUUAUUCAUCAGGAAUUGAUUGGAUCAUGAAAAGUGGGCAUACCAGAAUGGAGUCAAGAGGGAUUCGUGACAGUAGCCGAAAUGGAAAGUCGUUUCAGAGGCAGAGCAGGUUACAUUUUAAUAAAAGAUUCUGAAGAUAUUUUUUUUUUUUACUUGGCAUAAUGUGCACCGAUGCACAAUAAGGAAAGUGUGUUAAUGUAAACAGCGUCUAUUUUGAGUUCAUGUUGACUUUAAUAUAAGCUGUAUUAAAGCUUUGAAAUAUACUGGGAUACGCAGCACAGGAGAUUUCACCAACAUGAAAAUUUUAGAUUUUUAACAGAGAGAGAAUGAAAGACAUUGUGAAAAUGUCCAGAUUUUUCUGAUGAAAGAUUUUGCAAUAUGACAUGUAAUGUAAAGAUUUUCAAGUAUACUGUUUAUAGACCAAAUCGCUGGGUUUGGGAAUCAGGGUUCAGGGAAUGGGAAUAAUAUCGCUCUUGGGCCGCUUCAAAUUUAACAUUAGCCAUCCAUUUGGGGAAACUUGUAUGCCUCACUUUCAGAGAGUAUUUUCUUUGAAGAGAUUCGCGGACUGACAGGUCCUUCGUGGGAGCCAUACAACAACUGCUGACUACAUAAAGCGUUCUAUUCAUCUUUGAAUGGCUUUGAAGUUGUAUAAUAACAAUGUGCAAUGUGCCAUUAAUUGGAGUAGAGUACACAUGCGUGUAAUAUUGUAAUUGCUGCAUUAAACUUUAUUCGGUUUUUCAUUUCCAAUUCAUCAUCUUUUAUCAGAUUGUUGGUGUUAAAACUGAUUCAUCAUUUUUCAAAUGCUGGGACCUUCCUUGAAUCAAAUUUGGGCAAUUGUUUUUUGCAUUAAUUUAUUAAGUUUGAUUAAGGACAACUUUUUGAUGAAGUGCUAUACAUAGAUUUAUAUUGUAUCCAACCAGUCCUUCAAAUGUCUCCCUGCUAUUCUUCAUAUGGAAUUAUAGGGCAAACUAUAUAUUUUUCUGCUUAUUUUAUUGCUUUCCAUAUUUCUCCCUACAGUAUGAAAGCUGAUUGUGUUUGAAUAUCCAGUGGAGUUGCUUAGCAACAACAUCAUUGCCAGGAAAUACUCUUAAAAGCUUAUUGUAGCACCUGACCCUCAUCUACUGAUGCGGAACAUAGGUAGAUCAGAAUUACAUCAGUAUCACAUAAGUAAAAGCUUAGUUAAUGUGAGGACCGUGUUCCCUUUUCCUCGCUUUGUGUCCUUGACACCAGAAAUCGGAAUUGAAACAUGCACAUCUUUUGGUGUAUGUGAUCUUAACAAACAAAUACACAGACAGGCAUAUUUGUAUUCAUCUUGGAUGUAAUAUUUGAACAUUUUAGCCUAUUUAAUGCUAGCAAAUUGAAAGAUUUUGGCAUAGCACAUCCAUGUAAUUCCAAAUGCAAUGCUAAAGCUACAUAAACAACCAGUUUCUACAAAUGAGUCCUGAUUUGCUACAUGCUAUUGCUAAUUAGUGGUAUUUCGUGAGGAAGAUUCUCAUUCUAGAGUAUUUUAUUGGACAUACAACUGAGUGCAAGAUGAGUCAUUGAUUCAUUUUCCUGAAAGAGAAAGUCUGAAGUUUUUAAAUGCAUAUAUAUCUGAUCAUUUUGGAGAUUAUUUUGUAAGUGCACCAGCAUAUAGCUAACAUACAUUGACUAAAAGCCACAAAUGGAGUCUUUGCUUGAAUUAGACUUGCAUUUGAGCCUUUCCAUACCUCGUUUUAUAUUAUAUAAACAAACUUGUGAAAUGUUAAAUGGCCAAACGCUUACCUGCCCAAGAUCAUGAGGCAUUGAAUCAGUACGUUCAGAUGUGUGUCGUCCUGUAGCAGGUUGUAUUCUCAUCUAUGCAUCCUCUCUGUGGCCAGCAAAAUCACAUUACCUUUACAGCUACUGAGAGACAAUUCAUCUAAACCUUUCUCCAUUUUCGAAAGCUGCUCUAAACUGAUUUCACUGGCUGUGAGAUGAAGACACUGGGGCUGAGACCCGUGUUGAAGCUGUUUCUGAAUCAGCACAGAAAGAUUGUAUUAUGACUAUUAUAUGAAGCGGUAUAAUCACUGUAGACUCUUAAUGUGGUGGGUCUCUCUCCGUCUCUCUCUCUCUAUAUCACCUUCUCACACUGACCAUGUGUUCAUGUAUUGCCAUGUAUAUAAUCUAAAGAUGUAAAUAUUCUCUAUUUUUUGACUUACCAUUAGCAGAACAUGCGUUCUUCAGGAUUUGAAACAGAAUGAAGUUUUUUGGAAACUAUCUGCAUUUCUCUCUCCUUCUAUUUAUGUGUGAAUCUCAUGAAAACAGACCAUAUUUCACCACAACAUCAAAUGAAUAGAAUUGUGUUGUGCAUAUAAAAAAAUAAUCCUUUGGACCAUAACGUUUUUUUUUUUUUUUUAUAUGUGACAUUUCAUUUUAUGAUAAUCAAAUUAAUUUUACCGCUAGUGUUGUAUGGAUAAUUAAUUUUUGAUUUUGUUUGUAAUUCCCAUAUUGUAUUGUAGAUUGUCAUUACUGUAAUAAAUUACAAAAUUACUAUUAUACAUAAAAUAUAUAAUUUUUCAUAUAAAUUAGCAUAAAGUGGUGAGUGCAGCAAACAGUACUAUUAUAUUACAAAUGUUUUGCAAUUUUGAGAAUGCUUUCUUUUGUUGCAGUCUUUUGAUUAAAUGUCACAUUGUGAAAAAAAAUAUAAAAAUAGGCUAAAUAAUACAAUUUUGUGGUGAAAUUUUAGCAGUUUUUUGCAAAUUUUAUGAGAUUCACUCAUAUAUUUCUCUGUAUCUCUAUCUUUAGAACAACACACACCUCAAAAAAAAAAAAAUUAAAGUUCAUCUUUUUGCAUCAAAAAAUACAGUACCGCUGAUAUCGGCUCUGUUCCAUUCAGCUUUGAUCUUCAUCUGUUUAUCUAUUUAUUUGUACUGAGUAUUUUUAGUUAAUUUGCUUUGUUUUCUAUGUUGAUGCUGUGUGGUUGGGCUGUGGAGAGCUAGUUGAUUGGCCAUCAGUUCCGGGUCAAAGGUUGUGGCAAAUGCUUAAUUGUGCGUGUGAGCCUCUGCACUAUGCCAUUCGCUACACAGAUGCUCUUUACCAAUAAAACAUGGACAUUUUGGCUUUAGAA
Cyprinus carpio (common carp) is the source of this 6962-nucleotide messenger RNA. Its product is annotated as leucine-rich repeat-containing protein 4B-like. Lineage: Eukaryota; Metazoa; Chordata; Actinopteri; Cypriniformes; Cyprinidae. The record is from RefSeq and is a predicted model, not a curated record. Gene Ontology annotation, molecular function: protein binding. Gene Ontology annotation, cellular component: plasma membrane.